Molecule: messenger RNA, 1764 nt
Organism: Cercospora beticola
Lineage: Eukaryota; Fungi; Ascomycota; Dothideomycetes; Mycosphaerellales; Mycosphaerellaceae
Source: RefSeq, a predicted model, not a curated record
AUGUCGCCAUCAGAGAUACUUCAAGUGUCUGAGGGAGGUCCAGCGCAUCAGUCAGGAGAACGCAUUGGAGCAACGCACCAGUCAGGAGAACGCGUUGGAGCAGCAGACCAGUCGGAAGAAUGCAUUGGAGCACCACAUCAGCCUGAAACGGAGAUCAAGGCGAGCAACGAGCACGACCUACACAACGGAAAGGUUUCACAUCAGCAAGCGCGGCCAGUCGAGGAGGCAGAUACAGACCCAGCCAUCGAUCACUUCUCAGAACUUCCAGCGGAGCUCAUAUGGGCGGUCGCCAGCCAUCUCAAUCUUUCAGACAAAAUCCAGCUUCGCGCUGUCCUCAGUAAGGACCAUCAGACUUUCGUCGAUGACAUCCUGAAGAGCGAUAUGAAACGCGUCUACGUCUCGCCAACAACACGCUCACUCCGCACGUUCAGAAAAAUUUGCAAGAGCGCGUACUUCCAGCAGUUCAUCCAGGAGGUCUUCUUCGUUGCCCAGGCAUGGGGAGAUGUUGACAAUAGAAUUGACUUGGACGCUGUCAAGACAGGCUGCGACGCUUUGCGGAAAGAGGACGCCAGUGUUGAGAGAAACAUAGAUUUCUACUCGCGGCACGAAGGUCCAGUGGAGCCAGAGAUAGUAACAACUAUUGAGGAGCUUCGACCGCAGGUGUACAUCGGAGGACCUCAUGACAUGCAGUGGAUUGACCCGGAAACACAUCAGCAAGCUGUGGAAGAGCUGCGUCAGGGGAUGUCGCGCUUGACGAGGUUGGAAAGUGUCGUGAUGGGACAGGAGAUAUCGGGACCUGGACUGAACGACUGCUGGCUCUCUCACGGAAGACAAUGGUUCAAAUCUCACUGGCAUCGCCGACCAAUUUUCAGCGACAAAAACUCGCAGCUGUUCUACGACUGCUUCGCACAGAGAAUUUGCUCAUCCACUAUAGAAGGCACAUCGGCAUUUCUUGAAGCUGUGGCGGGCCUGGACAAAAAGCCAUCGUCGAUUGGUAUUGGCACAUCUGAGCAUAAUGAUUCUUUGCCAUUCUUCUUGCAUCCGAAGCUCGAGGCACCAGUGGAGGCUCUAGAUGUGAUCGGUCCAAAUCUGGUUCGUCUCAGUCUCCACAUCUCUACGGAUACGCUCAAUGAAGAUGACGGGACAGGCUUCCAUAUCUGGCAAACCCUGAGCGAGAGGGCCAAAAACCUUGAAGUGCUCAGCAUCUCGAACAUUUUCUGGCCGCUCAAAGAAAGCUAUGCCCAUCAAAGUGGCGAUGCGUGCAAGCGUGCAGUCGACAUCAUCCUGGAGCACGGCAAUUUCCCCAAGCUGCGCGAGCUCACCCUGACGGGCAAGGUGGGCCCGCUGUCCGAUUUCCUCGACGCCGAAAAGCUCCUGCCGUUUCUCCGGAGACACCGGAGCACACUGCAAAGCGUGUCUCUGGACCGCCUCUGCUUGCUGGCGCGAUCAAAGCUGCCAGAGAUCGCGCCCGUGAUGGAGUCCUCGCUGCGGACGAUCAGAGCAGAGAUGGGACAACAGCUGGUGAAAUUCCAGCUCAAUAUCGUUAGCCGAACCCACAAUGGCAAGGGAAGGUGUCUGGGGUCGGAAAUCGGUGAGGACGGCGUACGGCAGUGUCAUCGGACCUGCCAGGAGUACGAUUUCGAGUGCUUCUGGGUGGAUCGUGCCGUGUUCGAGGCACUGGCAGGUCAGAUGGGCGCCGUCCUCACCGAAGAUGGGGAUGGAGAAGAGGUUUGGCAAUUCGGUGAGUACGUUUUGCGGCGUUAG